This is a messenger RNA of Aureobasidium namibiae CBS 147.97, 1392 nucleotides long. RefSeq lists its product as uncharacterized. Bases 1 to 1392 code for a protein of 463 amino acids. The record is from RefSeq and is a predicted model, not a curated record. The transcript has 2 exons. Lineage: Eukaryota; Fungi; Ascomycota; Dothideomycetes; Dothideales; Saccotheciaceae. Gene Ontology annotation, cellular component: transcription export complex 2. Gene Ontology annotation, biological process: poly(A)+ mRNA export from nucleus; transcription elongation by RNA polymerase II; post-transcriptional tethering of RNA polymerase II gene DNA at nuclear periphery. Gene Ontology annotation, molecular function: RNA binding; double-stranded DNA binding.
AUGAACAACGUGAUGAUUGAGUUUGGGCGUGCGAUGAUGGCACGGGGAGGCUAUGAGCUCGCCAGCACUCUGUCACCAAUCGCACCCAAGCAUGAUAGUGGUCGCUUGUAUGCUCUGCACAGAGAAACGAAUGCCUUCAGCGUUCAAUCAGAUUUCCGUCAUGCUCUCUCGCAUAAUCCGGCAUGCAAGCUGGAGAGGAACGAAGUCAGUGCAUGGGCUGAUGUCUUUGUCGCAUACUGGAAGGCCGUCGGCGAGAUUCUCAUCGCCGAAGAAUCAUUAAAUUUAGGGAAAAACGCAUCGAAACCCCAAAGCAAGAUCGCCAACUGGGACAAAGUGUAUAACGCUUGGAAGGAUGUCCUUAACAUGCUCUUGCGAGGCUACCAGAUUGAAGUCUUCGAUGCUUGGACAAUCCCCUGUCUAUAUCUUGUGGCCAAGUUCCUGCGAGUGUUUGCCAUCAAAGCUGACGAUGCUGCCUUCCAGAAAGGCCAGACAUCGUUCAACGCUUUUGAGGAGGACGUCGGCGAUGCUACAGGAGGAAACGAGAAGCUCGAAGAUGCCGCACGCCAGAUCAACAGAGUCUUCAGUCUCUGCAUUGGCGAUAGAUCUCCAAUAGAGACUUCGCGUAAGUGGGGAGCCUACUACAUCGCUAACUUGCAGUUCAAAACAUACUUCAAGCUGAACUCUAUCGCUCUCUCACAAAACGUCAUUCGAUCGCUCUCGGCGACCAACACCGACUUGCCUCCGCUGGAUCGAUUCCCUCGCUCUCAGCAAGUUACUUACAACUACUACCUUGGCGUUCUCAAAUUCUUGCACGAAGAUUAUGCCAAAGCCGAGGAAUACUUGACUAUCGCAUACAACAAAGCAUUGACGGGCUCAACUCGUAACAUCAGGCUGAUUUUGACAUACCUCAUCCCCACAAGGCUUAUCACUGCUCACGUCCUUCCUACUCAAUCAAUGCUGGCACCCUAUCCUGGACUGCAGCGACUCUUUGCUCCGCUCUGUGCUUGCAUCAAGAAGGGCGACCUGGCUGGCUUCGAUACUGCUCUCCAAGCUGGAGAAGAGGAGUUUGUCAAGCGCAGAGUGUAUCUCACCCUCGAACGUGGUAGAGACAUCUGCCUUCGCAAUCUGGUCAGAAAGGUCUAUCUUGCUGGUGAAAUUGAAGCACCGAAAGAGGGCGAGGCGUCCGCAGAGCCAGUCCGAAGAAGUCGCAUUCCGUUGAGAGAGUUUAUGGCUGCCUUGAGAAUUGGCGGCGAGACUGAGUUGGAGGGCGAUGAGGUUGAGUGCCUGCUUGCCAACCUGAUUUACAAGGGCAUGAUGAAAGGAUAUAUCUCUCGCGGCCACGGAAUGGUGGUGCUGAACAAGAAGGGAGCCUUUCCUGGUACUGGCGUAUGA